AACCGAGCAGUGAAAAUGGAGUGGCAGAAGAUAACAUGGAUAUUAGUGUGGUAGAUGUGCUACACCAGAAAUAUCUCAACUCCAACCUGUAUCAGAGCACAAAGGAAACACUGGGGAAAGUGGAGCUUGGACGAGGAAGCAAGCAGGGAGUAUCCAAGCAAGGGCAUGAGAUUACCUAUGCAAAUGGAUUCCUCACCCAGCUGUACUGGGUGUCCAAACGUUCCCUGAAAAACCUCAUCAGGAAUCCACAGGCCUCUGUUGCACAAAUUGCAGUGACGAUAAUUCUAGCCUUGGUUGUGGGUGCUAUCUUUUUUGGUGUAAAACUGGACCGAAGUGGCAUUCAGAAUAGGGUUGGAUCCUUGUUUUUUGUCACCACAAACCAGUGUUUUUCCAGUGUCUCUGCAAUUGAGCUGUUCAUCAGAGACAAGAAACUAUUUGUCCACCAGUACACCAGUGGGUAUUACCGUGUGUCUGCCUACUUCCUGGCCUUGAUGAUUGGAGAUCUGCUGCCCAUGAGAACAGCUCCAGCCAUCAUAUUCUCAUGCAUCAGUUACUGGAUGAUUGGAUACCAAGCUGUUGCAGGCCAGUUCUUCUUCUUCAUGCUAACCCUGGUACUGGUGUCCUACACUGCCACAGCCAUGUCUCUAGCCAUCAGUGCUGGGAUGGAUGUGGUGGCUGUGGCCAAUCUGCUCAUCACUAUUUGUUUUGUCCUGAUGCUUAUCUUUUCAGGCCUGUUAGUAAACCUCCCUUCUAUAAUGGGUUGGCUGAACUGGCUCCAGUACUUCAGUAUCCCCCGAUAUGGCCUCACUGCUCUUCAAGUGAAUGAGUUCAGAGGUCUCUACUUUUGUGGCAAGAAUCCAAAUGUUACAGCAUUUCUGGGAGAUGCAGACAGUUGUCCCCCCAGUAUUUCAGGAGAAAUGUGUUCUGGUGAAGCAUACCUGUGCAGCCAAGGAAUCACACCUACCAGCUGGGCAAUGUGGGAAAACAUAGUGGCUCUCUUCUGCAUGACUGUUAUCUUCCUUAUCAUUGCCUAUGCAAAACUCAGGUUUAUGAGAAAGUUCACAUAGACUCCAGGCUGCCUUUGCUCUGCUGCCUCUCUGUUCUUAAAACUA
Messenger RNA from Merops nubicus (carmine bee-eater), 1112 nucleotides. Its product is annotated as ATP-binding cassette sub-family G member 2-like. The transcript has 8 exons. The record is from RefSeq and is a predicted model, not a curated record. Gene Ontology annotation, cellular component: plasma membrane. The annotation marks the transcript as partial. NCBI's taxonomy places the organism in Eukaryota, Metazoa, Chordata, Aves, Coraciiformes, Meropidae. Gene Ontology annotation, molecular function: ABC-type transporter activity.